Messenger RNA from Hemiscyllium ocellatum (epaulette shark), 249 nucleotides. RefSeq names its product cytochrome c oxidase subunit 7A2, mitochondrial-like. The record is from RefSeq and is a predicted model, not a curated record. Gene Ontology annotation, biological process: mitochondrial respirasome assembly; mitochondrial electron transport, cytochrome c to oxygen; regulation of oxidative phosphorylation. Lineage: Eukaryota; Metazoa; Chordata; Chondrichthyes; Orectolobiformes; Hemiscylliidae. The transcript has a single exon. The coding region runs from base 1 to 249 and encodes 82 amino acids.
AUGAAGCACCUUUUGGCUCUGCGCUCCCUGGCCUUUCGGUCUUUCUCGACAGCAGUCAGAAACCAGUUCAAAAACAAAGUGCUAGAGUAUCAGAGGAUCUUCCAGGCAGACAAUGAUCUUCCUGUCCACCUGAAGGGAGGAACAGUCGACACUGUGCUCUAUCAUAUCACCAUGGUGAUCACAGUCAGAGGCGCGUUCUUCUCAAUCUGUCACUUAUUUCAGGCCGCUCUACCUCGAAAAAAGAAAUGA